Messenger RNA from Labeo rohita (rohu), 5440 nucleotides. RefSeq names its product formin-2. NCBI's taxonomy places the organism in Eukaryota, Metazoa, Chordata, Actinopteri, Cypriniformes, Cyprinidae. Gene Ontology annotation, molecular function: microtubule binding. Gene Ontology annotation, cellular component: cytoplasm; nucleus; actin filament. Gene Ontology annotation, biological process: intracellular transport; actin nucleation. The record is from RefSeq and is a predicted model, not a curated record. The coding region runs from base 299 to 4693 and encodes 1464 amino acids. The transcript has 20 exons.
CUUUCGCGCCGUUUUCAGCGGAAAUUCAGAUUUACAGACAGUUCAUCUCUAUUUCAGCGCCUUUUUUAUUAAGUUUGACCAGAAUAACAGCACAAAUCGAUUUGUUUGUACUGAUAGUCAGUCAGGUUUAAUGUCACACGGGGUUUCGUCGAUGUUUUUAUUAAGAAACAGACUCGAAGUCGUUUAGGAUCCUUGAAAUGACGAGAUUUUAAUGUUCAGUGAAAUGAGUUAUUUGGUUUCAGCCUCACAUGGAUCACCAGAGAUCUGAAGAAGUGCGUGUGAGAGCGUGUGUUACGCCAUGCAGCCGGUGCAGAUGCUGGAGGUUCCAGGAUUCAGGCAGAAGCUGCUGGAGGCGUUGAGUCUGGGCAGACGGCAGCAGUACUGCCUCCCCCACACGCAUGAGGCCGCAGACGCGCAUGUCCCGCGGGGCCGCCGCCCCUCCCCUCCCGCAUCCUUCUGCAGAGGAGAGGAGGAGGACAGCGAGCUGCUCUCUUUCGUCACCGCCUUCUCCAUCGCUCCGCUCUCCUCGUCAUCAUCAUCCUCCGAGAGCGAGAGCACGUCGAGCGGCCCCUUGCGCAGACGCGAACGCAGACCGUCGAGCCGCCAUGGCGUGAGAGAGCCGCUCAUCAUGGGAAAUCAGGAUGGAAAGCUGAAGCGCUCCGAAGCGGGAGGCGCGACGGAUGAGAGCGCGGCUCAAGACGGCACAAAGAAAGGAUCGCACGGGAAGAAAUCACGAGGGGAGGGAGGGAAGAAGAAAAACAAACCUGACAGAUCCUCUGUUUUUCCUCACAUACGGAAGCGCAAGAGCAAGGCCAAGGGCUUGUUGAGUGGAUCCAAAGAGGAUGCGCUGGAUGAGCUGGACAGCGUUCCAUCGCUCUGCAAUAAGACGCCGGACCUCUCCGGAGAUGAGCUCGGACAUUCGGACGCCGAGCCCGAGCGGCCUCGUCUGGCCGCUGACAGCAGGCAGAACACGCUGGACGGCCCGGAGGAAGAGGAGAAGAAGGUGGUGAGCUCCGGAUCCGACACGGAUAUGUACAGCUUCCACUCGGCUGCGGAGCAGGAAGAUUUGCUGGCCGACAUCCAGCAGGCCAUCCGACUAAAGCAGGGCGUGAUUCUCACCACCGCCGUCGAGCUUCCAUGGGAGAGGGAUUGUAAACAAACAAGCGGAGAUGUUAAAAACACUCCCACCCCCGACUCGGAGCCCUUCACCGUGCUCGAAGCUAUUCCUAAACUAGAAAACGGGCUCGUUAGUGCACCGCACCUCCCCGAGGAGGAGGAGGCGGCUGUGAACGGGCACUCAGAGGAGGCCCUUUGUGCUCCGGUCGCCGUGGAAACGGUCACAAAAGAGCCCGAGGCCCCUUCUCCUCUUCCGUCUCCUCCUCCAGUGGUUGCUGCUACAACCAGCACCACCAGCUUCCCCGACCUGACCGCUUCGUUCGAAAGCGCCGUGGAGGCCGUAGAGGAGGACGAUCGCACGCCGCCAGACGUUCCCAGCACGGAUACGGUUUCUGACAUCGACGGGCUCGGGUCCACGGGCUCCCUAGAGUGUCUCACCGUCAUCGAGCCGCCCGAAGAGCACGCCGUGACCGUCCAGAGGCGCAAGAGCAGCGUGUCGUUUCCGCAGGAGAGUCCUCUGGCCACACGGCUGCUGAAGUCUGCGGUCAAGCCGUAUCCCCCCAUCAGCACGUCCUAUAUCAAAACCACCACGCGACAGCUCAGCUCGCCCUCCUGCUCGCCCGUUCCGUCCCCGUCCCACAGCCCGCUCUUCACGCGGCGAGGACGGGACGCCAGGGCCGAGAGGAGACGUGUCAAGCGCCAGCGCUCCUACAGCAUCACCGGCCCCAUCAGCCGCUCCGCGGACUGGACCGAGGAGCUACGGACGCUCCCGCCGAAGUCAGCUGGGUCAGCUGACUAUCUGGAGUACGGCGGGUCGGAGGGGACGCUCAGGACGGGCGGCGCGGCGCUCACGGCCACACAGCGGGCGUCUGCCACUCAGAGCUCCACCUGCAGCUUCCAGGAGGUUUUCACAGGGCGGACUCUGUUGGAGCGGUUCUUCCAGCAGCAGGACUCCGAUGAGCCGGAGGAGGCCGAGAAGCUCUGCUCCAGGAUUCUGGCGAUGGGGCUCCUGCUGCCCUUCAGCGACUGCUUCAGAGAGACGUACGGCAGCAGCGGGCAGAUCACACCCAAAUUUGAUCACGAUCAGCUGUACACAUGGGCGGCCGUCAGUCAGCCUCCUCCCUCACUGGAGCAUCUGGAGGGACGUCUGCCGGGACACCUGAAGAACCUGUGGCCCCCGACCAGACCGGGAGCAGAGGACCAGGACCGGACCCUACCCAAAUACUCAGAGGAUGAGGUUGAGGAGCAGGAGGAGCAUCAGGCCGUCGUCUCUGACCUUAAGAAACAACAGGAAAAAGAAAUCUGGCAUAUUCAGGAGGAGUCGGUGCUGAAGACGGUGCGUCUGAAGCAGGAGCACGUCUGCGUGAUCGAGCAGCUGGAGCAGACCAUCGAAGACCUGCGCAGUAAGAUCGCCGAGCUGGAGAAACAGCAGCCCCUGCUGGAGCGGGAGGUGCUGACGCAGGACCAGGAGUGUGGAGGAGAGGAGCGCCUCCUUCCGGACGUCUGCCAUGUGGACCUACAGACGGAAAACACUGCGCUACUGCCGCUGGAGGCCAAAUCGGUGCAGACGUCUCCUGUGGACGAGAGCUUUAGGUUUAAAGUGCCUCCUGUGGAGGCGCAGGCGCCCGACUCCUCGCUGCCGCCAGAAACUGAGACUGCUUCUCAAGGGUUUGUGUGCACGUGCCAGCAGCAGCCGGGCGCUUCGGUACCUCCUCCGCCGCCGCCUCUUCCACCCGGGAUGGGUGCUCCUCCUCCUCCUCCUCCUCCACCUCCACUUCCAGGAAUAAGUGCUCUUCCUGCACCACCUCCACUCCCAGGUAGUUCAUUGCCUCCUCCGCCACCUCCUCUACCAGGAACGAGUGCACCUCCUCCUGCGCCGCCUCCUCUACCAGGAAUGGGCGCACCACCUCCUCCACCUCCUUUACCGGGAAUGGGUGCACCUCCUCCUCCACCUCCUCUCCCAGGAAUGGGUGCGCCUCCUCCUGCGCCGCCUCCUCCACCUCCUCUACCAGGCAUGGCUGCACCUCCUCCUCCACCUCCUCUCCCAGGAAUGGGUGCGCCUCCUCCUCCACCUCCUCUACCAGGUGUGUCUGUGCCGCCUCCUCUCCCCACUGCAGGAUUAGCACCUCCUCCACCGCCACCUCCAGGUCCUCCGCCGUUGGCUCCUGGUCCUCCUCUGGCCUUCAGUUUGGGUUCUCUGCCUCCUCCGCUCCCGCUGGGUCUGUACGCGUUAGGAGCGGCGCAGGAGAAACCGCCUCGCAAACACAUAGUGGAGCCGCCGAGACCCAUGAAACCGCUCUACUGGACCCGCAUACAGCUGCACACCAAAAAGGACUCUAACGCUCUCGUAUGGGAGAAGAUCGAAGAGCCAUCUGUUGAUUUUGACGAGUUUGUCGAGCUGUUCUCCAAAACGGCGGUGAAAGAGAAGAAAAAGCCUCUCUCGGACACGAUCAGCAGGUCAAAGACCAAGCAGGUGGUGAAGCUGCUGAACACCAAGCGCUCUCAGGCUGUGGGGAUCCUGAUGUCCAGUUUACAUCUCGACAUGAAGGACAUUCAGCACGCGAUCCUGAAUCUGGAUAACACUGUGGUUGAUCUGGAGACGUUACAGGCGCUUUAUGAGAACAGAGCCCAGCAAGAUGAGCUGGAGAAAAUCGAGAAACACGUCAAAUCAUCAAAAGACAAAGAGGGAAGCAAACCUCUGGACAAACCUGAACAGUUUCUCCAUCAGCUCUCCCAAAUUCCUGAUUUCUCCGGACGAGUCUUCUGUAUUCUCUUUCAGUCGACCUUCACUGAAUGCAUCUCGUCUGUUCAACGCAAACUCCAGAUUCUGCAGAAAGUCUGCAAGACUCUUCAGAGCGGUUCUGGAGUGCUGCAGGUUCUCGGUUUAGUUUUGGCCUUUGGGAACUUCAUGAACGGAGGGAAUCGCACCAGAGGACAGGCGGACGGCUUCUCGCUGGAUAUUCUGCCCAAACUCAAGGAUGUCAAGAGCAGUGACAACAGUAAGAGUCUGCUGUCAUAUAUCGUGUCUUACUACCUGAGACACUUUGAUGAGGACGCGGGCAGGGAGACGUGUGUGUUUCCUCUACCAGAACCUCACGACCUGUUUCAGGCCUCUCAGAUGAAGUUUGAGGACUUGACUAAAGAUCUGCUGAGACUCCGGAAAGAUCUGAGAGCAUGCACUGCGGAGGUGGAGAAGGUUUGCUCGGUCGCGACCGAAGAGCAUCUUCAGCCCUUUAAGGAUAAAAUGGAGGCGUUUGUGAGUGAAGCAAAAACUGAGCUGGAAAGUCAAGAGAGUCAACUCAGUGACACCCACAAAAUGUUCCUGGAGCUCUGCGUGUUCUUCUCGGUGAAGGCCAAGAGCGGAGAGAAAGAGGUUUCGCCCAACACCACCUUCUCUGUUUGGCACGAGUUCUCCACCGACUUUAAAGACACUUGGAAGAAGGAGAACAAGAUCAUUCUGCAGGAGAGGCUGAAGGCGGCGGAGGAGUGUUUCCGACAGGUCAAAGAAAAAGCCACAUACAGCGUCAAACCCAAACACGCGUCUGGAAUCAAAGCGAAGCUGGGCAUGAAGAUCUGAGGCGGAUGAGGACGGACGGACGGACGCGCUCGUGUCGUUUCAUCUGUAAAUCGCUCUCGCAGCAGCUUCAGUGUUACUCUGCCAUCCGCCGUACCACACAGGAAGUGAUCCGCCGUCUGAACGUGAUGUCAUAUCCUGCGUCCUGACGGAUGAACAUAUCAGACGUUUGCUCCACCGCAGAAGCUGACCGUACAUACUGGAGGACUGAAGCAAUAUCAUCAAAACAAGGUCGUUUUGUUUUUAACAGACGAGAAAAGACGAGAGAAUCUGGAUUUCCGAAUCGUAUCAAUUUUAAGCGACAGCACCGUCACACGCUUUUAGACCAACGCUAGUUAGUGCCGUUUAGUCCUGUAGUCUUCAGCUCGGAUAACACGUUCAAAGCACACUCCUGUCCCACGGGACCUGAAAGAGACACUCCAGUAUGUACAGUACGGAUCGGAUCGGACGGCGGUGAACGUUCAGGAAUCGACUCAGUGUUUUUGUGAAAUUAUGCAAGAUUGUUUUUCUGGUUUCGCUGCAUCCACACAUUCACUCACUCCACGUAUUUAAAGAGGAUGUUUUUUUAAAGUAAUGUAAACGAUAUUAACAUCUUUCUGUAGCGUUCUGGUUUGUUUUUAGCAUGUGCGUGUCGGAGGUGUGGAUGGACGUCUGCGCUCCAUGUGCAAUAACUGUUUGUAUGUGAACGUUUUGAGAAGAGUGUAAUUUAUGUAAAAUAAAGGGAUUAAUAAAUUCAGACAUUUUAAUUUA